UCUGGCUAAAUAUGUGUGUGUAUGUUUGUGUGCGCCUUUGUGAAGGGGUGUGUGAGUGUGUGCCAUGCGCAGUAGGAGUGUGUGUGUGCAGUCAGUCUGUCGCCGCGCGCACCGGGAAGCAGCAGCAGCAGCAUCAGAGCCGUUUGAUUUGAAAUGACGACAGAAACCGAGAGCCAAUCAGAGCAGCAGGGGGCCAGUGCGGCUCCGCCCCUCGACAGCCAGCUUCCUCCUGCCGCCGCCCACAGCACACCUGUGAGGAAAGAGCAGGGCAGUGGAGCCGAGGACGACGGCACGUCACACUGGUCCUCCUCCAGUAAACUGACCCGAUCUCCCGUCAAAAUCAGCCGGAAACCCAGGAACAUGCAGGUCAAGGUGACGCUUCUGGACGGGUGCGACUACACCUGCGUGGUGGAGAAGCGUGAUAAAGGUCAGGUUCUGUUCGACAAAGUCUGCGAGCAUCUCAAUCUUCUGGAGAAAGAUUACUUCGGAAUCACAUUCCGUGAUGUGGAGAAUCAGAAGAACUGGCUGGAUCCUGCCAAAGACAUGAAGAAGCAGAUCAGAGGCGUCGCCUGGAAUUUCUCAUUCAAUGUCAAGUUUUAUCCUCCGGAGCCGGCGCUGCUUUCUGAAGACAUCACCAGAUAUUACCUGUGUUUACAGCUGCGGGAUGAUAUCAUAUCGGGUCGUUUGCCGUGUUCGUUUGCCACACACACGGUUCUGGGUUCGUACACGGUUCAGUCGGAGCUGGGCGAUCAUGACCCGGAUGAAUACGGCUCCGAUUACGUCAGCGAGUUUCGUUUCGCGCCUCAUCAGACCAAAGAGAUGGAGGAGAAAAUCAUGGACCUGCACAAGAACUACAAAGGAAUGACGCCAGCCGAAGCUGAGAUGCAUUUUCUGGAGAAUGUAAAGAAACUGUCUAUGUAUGGAGUCGACCUUCAUCAUGCAAAGUUGAUAGGACGAUUCUUUCACUGCUUUUCUCCAGCUAAAGGAGAGGAUUCAGAGGGGGUGGAGAUCAUGUUGGGCGUGUGUUCUUCCGGACUCCUCAUCUACCGCGACAGACUUCGCAUCAACCGCUUCGCCUGGCCCAAAGUCCUCAAGAUCUCCUACAAACGCAAUAACUUCUACAUCAAGAUCCGUCCCGGCGAGUUUGAGCAGUUUGAAAGCACGAUAGGCUUUAAACUACCCAACCACAGAGCGGCCAAGAGACUGUGGAAGGUUUGUGUGGAGCAUCACACGUUCUUCAGGUUGGUUCUUCCAGAGACUCCACCUAAGAAGUUCCUCACACUGGGUUCUAAGUUCCGCUACAGCGGCAGAACUCAGGCUCAGACCAGACGGGCCAGUUCCCAGAUCGUCCGUCCGGCGCCGUACUUUGAGCGUUCAACCAGCAAGCGCUACACAAUGUCACGGAGUCUGGAUGGAGAGAUGGGUACGGCGUUGUACGGCACAGCCAAAGGCAUUGCCAUGAGUGACCUCACAACCAAACCAACCACAAAAAAGAAAAUGAAACACACGAACUAGGAGGAGCGUGAGGAGACGCGACCAGUGCUGGUGGAGAGUGUGGUGGUGCUGGAGGAAGAGGACGAGACAACGAAAGCCACGGAACCAUCGCUGCCGAGCCCACUGACACCGGCCCGUCAGGACACACGGACUGAUCUCACAGACACUGCUGUCGAUGGAGAAUUAACGGCCACCGAGUCGGAUCAACUGGAUCUGUGUUUCCUUCAGCCCAGCUUCUUAAGGCGAAUUAAAGGAGAGAAUGUGUUUGUCAGACACAGUGAGCUGAUGUUAGAGGAAAUGGAGCAAAUGCCGGACGAGCUGCUGAAGCACCAGACCAACAUCAGCGAGCUGAAGCGGACGUUCCUGGAGGGAGGACCGGACCGGACGGCUCUGACCGAGUGGGAGAAGCGUCUCUCCUCGUCUCCUGUUCGAUCUCUGCGUCUGGACGAAGCGCCCAUGAUCGAGCCGCUGGAGCCGGACGAGGUCAAACAGGAAGCAGCGGUGGAGUCACAGGAAGUGGCCGCAGCAGCAGCAGCAGCAGCUCUGGAGGACAGGACGGUUGAUGUGGAGUCUGACGGGUGGGUCAUUAUAAACAAGGUUCCUCCGUUUGAACCAGAUAAACGUCCUCCAGUCGAAGCAGAAACGCUUUCUCGUAAGAUACCAGAGAAGGUUUCCACCGUAGUCGAAGAAAAACAUAAACGUCCCUCAGUGGAGCCAGAAAAACCCACAUCUGAAGAGGUUCCUGCUCCGGAGACAUCACAGAAGGUUUCUAGCAUAGUACACGAGAAGCUUCCUCCAGAAAAACCCUCCGAGGAGGUUCCUCUGAAGGGACCAGAGAAGGUUUCUCUCACAGGAGAAGAAAAGUUUCCACCAGUGGAACCAGAAAAACCAUCUCCCAUCACAUCUGAAGAGGUUUCUCCAAGGAAGACUCCUUCUAAGAUACCAGUAAAGGUUUCUACCACAGUCCCUCCGGAAAAACCUUCUUCUAUCACAUCUGAAGAGGUUUCUCCAAAGAAGACUCCUCCGAAGGUGCCAGAAAAGGUCUCUACGGUAGUCAAAGGGAAGGUUGAACCCAUAAAGGUUCCUUCUGUUGGUUCUUCAGAAGACGCUCCUCCUAAAGUACCACCGAAAGUCCCUCCGAAGGUUCCAGAGAAGAGACACACGGCCAGCUACAGAUUCGUAUCCGAACCUCCUGAACACAAACCCACGUCUCAGGAAGGUUUCUCCGCUGUGUCCGAGGGGUUCAUCAGAUCCAGUAAGAGGACCUCGCUGCCGUCUGCUCAUCUUCCUUCCAUCGAGGUGAUCCCGGUGGAGUAUCUGAAGGAGAGCGGAGGAGAAGCUCUGACGCUCAGAUCCCCGGCGGAUCUCUCCAGAACCCCCCCGACGGCUCGAGUGCCUAAGCCCAGUUUCGAUGAGAUGUCUCCUGAGCUCACGGCGCUCUUGCAGUCCACGCGCAGCUGGUCUCCGUCUGCGUCUGCGUCUGCAUCUCUCGUUCGGAUCACGCAGCCGCCGGCUUUACACAAGCCGUCAGAGAGUCCAGAGAGGCAUCUGUCUGAAGAAGAGGAUCAGCAGCCGCCGGCGGAGGAGCCGCUGGACCAGCCUCAGGUACCUGAACCUCCAGCGGGGCCCUUGGAGCCUGCGGUGUAUUAUCAAGCGUGUGUUGCGUGUGUGGAGCCGCUGAGCUCAGUGCAGUCCCUCCAUGAGUCUGAAUCCGAGUCUGACGACGACUCCAGUGACUCCGGCAGUAUAAACUCAGCUAACUUUUCCGGGCCCCUCACACAUGCGGGCCCCGCGAGGGCCGACUCCCACAGCGACAGUGAGUCUGGAGGAGAGAGCUUCUCUCUGUCCACCGAUGAUGAUGAUGAUGAUGAUGAUGAUGAUGAUGAUGAGCAGUCACCCAACAUGAGCCCGUCCGAGCAGAGGGGUGUGGCUGAGGGUCACAGUGGGGAGAUAGAACUGACCGCCGGUUUAGAGUCGGGUGUCGUGAGUUUCUCCAGGACUCUGUCAGGAGACACGGACACACAGGACACGUCUGUGAUCCACACGGAGAUGAAGACCAUCACAUACGAGUCCCUGCAGGGUGAGAUGGAUGGAGAUGCUGAUCCUGGCAUUCUGCUGAGUGCUCAGACCAUCACAUCAGAAACCACCAGCACCACCACCACCACACACAUCACCAAGAUGGUGAAGGGCGGCAUCUCAGAAACACGGAUUGAGAAGAGAAUCGUGAUCUCAGGAGAUGCAGACAUCGAUCAUGACGAGGCUCUGGCUCAGGCCAUUAAAGAGGCUAAAGAACAACAUCCCGACAUGUCAGUGACCAAAGUGGUGGUGCAUAAAGAGACGGAGAUCACGCCGGAGGAGUGAUGCAGGAUUAACAUCAUCUUCACGCUUUCUGGAGGAACUCAUGUGUUCACGCUGUGGAAAAUGAAGGAUGCUUCAGAGAAAUCUACCACGGGAACAGCAGCAUAAAUGAAAGAAUUGCAGCAAACUUCAUCUGAACACGUCUGGAGUAACACACGCACACAUGCACACACUCACACGCUUACAGGCGCUGGAUCACUGUUACUGCAUGACAAGGGAACAAUUCUGCUUUUUUGUGAAGAGACUACAGUAUAUAGACAUUUUAGUAAAUACUAUAUGAGCGCAGUGUAUAGUCAAACCACAAGCUCGUCAUAAAGGGACUGAAGAAUAUGUGUGAGAAGAAAUAUAGCGGUUACAGAUAUCUAAAUUUAUUUAUCCUACUGAAUAAAAAAAGGACAAACUUUGCACAGUAUUUAACCUUGCAAAGAUGUGCCAUCCACACGUGUCGCCCUCCAUCGGCUCAUCUCUGAUCUGAAUAUUACACGUUCAUUAUGAGAAUAUGAAUAUGCCACACGUGUAUGUGAGAGACGUGUUGUUGUUUUUACUUGAGUUAUACACCUGUUUUUGUUUCUUUUUGAAAACUGUCCCUUGUGAAUGUUGAGUUUAGAGGAAUGAAACUGUUGUAAUGAUGAGCUGAAAUAUCAAUCCCAGAGUUCUCCCCGCCCAGUGUGCCACAUCUGAGCCUUAAACUGUACAGACCAACCCCAUGUGUGUUUAUGUCCUUGUAUGUUUUCAAAUGCAAUGUCAUGUGCACCUGCUGACUGUUCCCCACUCAAGCAACUCCAAUAAAAUCUCAAUUCCAUUUCUGAUA
This is a messenger RNA of Cyprinus carpio (common carp), 4663 nucleotides long. RefSeq names its product band 4.1-like protein 3. Gene Ontology annotation, molecular function: actin binding; structural molecule activity. Gene Ontology annotation, biological process: cortical actin cytoskeleton organization. Gene Ontology annotation, cellular component: plasma membrane; cytoskeleton. The record is from RefSeq and is a predicted model, not a curated record. NCBI's taxonomy places the organism in Eukaryota, Metazoa, Chordata, Actinopteri, Cypriniformes, Cyprinidae. The transcript has 26 exons.